AUGAGGUUCGUUCUGUUUGCCUUGCUAUGCCAGCUGGCAUCCGCUCUACCAAACCAGGACAGCAAUCCCAUCGUCAAGACGUCCGUCGGCACGUAUACCGGCAUCGUCAACAGCUCAGCACCUCACGUUCGAGAGUUUCUAGGCAUACGCUAUGCCUACCCUCCUGUUGAAGACCUGCGAUUCGCGGCACCACAAAAGCUAGACGCCACGAGCAAUGACACCUUCGACGCAACACAUUAUGCCCCAUCAUGUCCGCAGCCCAGAACCACGACACCCUUCAUCGGCAAUCAAGUCCUGCCAGAGAUCACUAUCAACGGACCAAUAUCCGACGACUGCCUGGCUCUCAACGUCUUCACGCCAGUUGGAGCGAAGAAUUUGCCGGUACUCGUGUUCCUGCCUGGAGGAGGCUUCAAGACUGGCGGUACGAAUGUCGACUAUCAGUGGCCAGGCCAUUGGGUCGAGCGAACGCAAGGGCACAUUGUCGUUUCCAUCAACUACAGGCUCAACAUCUUCGGUUUCCCAAACGCUGCUGGUCUGACUGAGCAGAAUGUCGGAAUCCUUGAUCAGCGUGCUGGCCUGGAGUGGGUGCGAGAUAACAUACAUGCCUUCGGUGGUGAUCCCUCAAAGAUCACCCUCAUGGGCCAAUCCGCCGGCGCCGCCUCAGCAGACGCUCACAACUUCGCUUACUGGCAAGACCCCAUCUACACCGGCUUCUUCGGCAUGUCAGGCACAGUCUUCAUCGGCGCUCUACCAAACGAUGUCGAACACACGAACUUCUCCUUCGUCGCCGAAAAUGCAGGCUGCAAUAUUUCCGUGCCCGAGGCACAGCUGGCAUGUAUGCGCCUUAUUCCUCACACGAGAAUCACAGACUUCACACAGUCCUACUCUGAAGGAGCAGCUUCAGCUGGUCCACUCAGUUUCCUCCCUGUGCCGGACGAGAAGGUCAUGUUUUCAAACUACACUGAGAGGUAUGCACUUGGCAAAGUGUCAGAUCGACCAGCUACAUUCUCCACCUGCGAGAAUGAAGGAGCUUCGCAAGUGGCCUAUAACGUCGCUGGAAGCGAUCAGGCCUUAGCUGAGCAAGUCACACUCGACAUGUUCCAAUGUCCAGCAGUACUUUCCACGAACCUCCGUUCUGCAUUCAACCUCACCACGUACCGCUACCUUUACUCCGGCAACUUCAGUAACGUCAGUACGUUACCAUGGCUCGGUGCUUACCAUGGUUCGGACGUGCCAAUGCUAUUCGGCACGCACCAGGACCACGCCAAUGGACAAGGACCGUCUACGGAGCUGGAGUAUGAGACGAGUGAGAAGAUGCGGGACUUUUUGAUGGCGUUCAUGCGAGAUCCUCAUGUCGGUCUGGAGGCUGAAGGCUGGCAGUCAGAGAUGUUGAGGUUUGGAGCGGAUGGGACUGCUGUGCAGCAGAUCCCGACCGAAUUUGUGGAUCAGUCCUGUGCCUGA
Fulvia fulva is the source of this 1461-nucleotide messenger RNA. RefSeq names its product Acetylcholinesterase. Lineage: Eukaryota; Fungi; Ascomycota; Dothideomycetes; Mycosphaerellales; Mycosphaerellaceae. The transcript is spliced from 2 exons. The coding region runs from base 1 to 1461 and encodes 486 amino acids. The record is from RefSeq and is a predicted model, not a curated record.